Chlamydomonas reinhardtii is the source of this 4558-nucleotide messenger RNA. RefSeq lists its product as uncharacterized. Bases 259 to 3666 code for a protein of 1135 amino acids. The record is from RefSeq and is a predicted model, not a curated record. Gene Ontology annotation, biological process: carbohydrate metabolic process. NCBI's taxonomy places the organism in Eukaryota, Viridiplantae, Chlorophyta, Chlorophyceae, Chlamydomonadales, Chlamydomonadaceae. The transcript has 22 exons. Gene Ontology annotation, cellular component: chloroplast.
ACUCCCUUGAAAGUCGGCGGGGGCUUUCACAUUAGGCGGGCUGUCCGCUGACGCGGAAAACAUCCCGUUACGCGAUGGCCGCACGCUUCUAUUCAGUAGUAUCAAUGCUUUACGUGUGAGAUACGAGUGACGCUUUAUCCUAUAAUACUGCAUGUACCUUGAGGAUUCUGGUGGGCAAACUUGAAGCAAAGCUGAGUGCAACUUAACAGCUUGAGUUCCGUUUGAGCGAGGCACUCGCUCGCUGUUUGUCGUAAUCUUAUGCAAAUCUCUAGUUCUGGCGCCACGCCAGGCGGCGCUGCAUUCAGCUCACGCUCCAUAUCGCCGUCAGCCCCCUCGCGCAUGGUCCGCCCCGGAACCGGCGUUUCUCGAGCCUGGGCGGUUGCAUCUGCGGCGCAACAGGGCAUCGCUUCAUCAUACAUUUCAUCAUCCUUCUCGCUAGCUGGCGGAGCGGCGUCAUCAAGCGGACCGUCCUACGGAGCCGCGGACCAGCGCUGUACCGCGCUUGCGGCGACCUGCUUGUUGCGGCCGGGGCUUAGCCCUCGCAUGCGGGCGGGACUGGGCCUUGGGCUGACUGGCCCCGCACCUCGCAAGAACUUUGCUAGCAGCUGCAUCGGCAGCAGUGCCAGCAGUAACAGGCACUGCGGGCCCGGCGGUGUCGUGCUGCCGGCGCCUGCAGCGGCGGCGGCGGCGGUGCCAGCGGCCGCUGCCAGGCGCGGCGUCGCCACCUCGGCGCUCGGCCCUUCCUCCAGCGCCGGUGGCUUUGCUGGCGGCAGUAGCACUAGCGGUAGCAGCUGGGCGGCGCCGUCCAGGCUUGCGAGCAGCUGUGCCUCGGGUAUCGGCGCGGCCAGUGGCGGCAGCAGCGCCGCCGAUCCCCAUAUGAGGGAAGGCGGCGGCAGGCGGCGACACGCGGCAAUGAGCGUGACCGCAGGCUCGGGCGCGCAGGAUGGGGCUGGGGCUGCGCCGACGGGGCCGGGGGCCGCGGCGGCGGCGGCGGCGGCGGCAGUGGCAGCGGGUGGCGCCGACGGCGCCGCCGCCUCCGGCCCCCGAGUGCCCCGCCACACCAACCGCCUGGCUGCGGAGGAGUCGCCUUACCUGCUGCAGCACAAACACAACCCGGUGGACUGGUACCCCUGGGGCGAGGAGGCGUUCGCCCGGGCGGUGGCGGAGGACAAACCCAUCUUCCUCAGCGUGGGGUACGCCACGUGCCACUGGUGCCACGUGAUGGAGCGGGAGUCGUUCGAGGACGAGGGGGUGGCGGCGCUACUCAACAGCAACUUCAUAUCCAUCAAGGUGGACAGGGAGGAGCGGCCGGAUGUGGACCGCGUGUAUAUGGCCUACGUGCAGGCGGACCGCUACCUGGGCGAGCAGCUGGCCAUGCCGGCCUUCGCCACCGUACUGCGCCGCAUUGCCGCCCUGUGGCGCACCAACAGGCGAGAGAUGAGGGACAAGGCUGCCAGCACGCUGCUACAGCUCACCGAGGCGCUACAGCCCGCCACUGCAGCCUCCACCUCUGCCCCCACUGGCAGUAGCAGCACUAGCGCCAGCACCACCGGCAGUAGCAGCAGCAGCGCGCGGGACUCUCUGGCGGCGCUGGCGGGUGCGGCUGUGGAGGGCUGUGCCGCGGAUCUGGGCCGGCGCUAUGACGGCGAGUGGGGCGGCUUUGGCGGCGCGCCCAAGUUCCCACGGCCCUGUGAGCUGCAGCUGCUGCUGAGGGCGCAGGCGCGGCUGGCGGAGGCGGGCGACGUGCUGGGGUCCUCGCGGCUCCUCGGCAUGGCGCUUCACAGCCUGCGCGCCAUGUCAGGCGGCGGCAUGUGGGACGUCGUGGGCGGCGGCUUCCACAGAUACAGCGUGGACGAGCUGUGGCACGUGCCCCACUUUGAGAAGAUGUUGUACGACAAUCCCCAGAUGGCGGGCGCCUAUCUGGCGGCCUGGCAGCUGACGGGGGACAAGGCCUUUGCGACGGUGGCCCGCGGUGUGCUGGACUACCUCCUCCGUGACAUGACCUCCCCCGCCGGCGGACUGUACAGCGCUGAGGACGCAGACAGCGCAUUGCCGCCGCCGCCGCAGGUGUCGGCGGCUGCGGCGGCGGCUGCCUCGGCCUCGGGCGGAGCGGAGGCGGAGGCGGCGGGGGGAGGAGGAAGGGGUGGGGAGGUGGAGAAGCGGGAGGGCGCCUUCUAUGUGUGGGAGCACGGGGAGGUGAUGGCGGUGCUGGGCCCGGAGCUGGGCGCCUUGUUCUGCGCCGCGUACGGCAUUGAGGAGAUGGGCAACUGUGACCGCUCCGACCGGUCUGACCCGCACGGCGAGUUCGAGCGCAAGAACGUGCCGUACGCCGCCAUGGCCCCGGAGGCGGCGGCGGAGCAGCUGGGCCUGACCCAGUACGGCGGGCCGGCGGCGGCGGAGCGGGCGCUGGCGGCGGCGCGGGAGAAGCUGCAUGCGGCGCGGGCGGCGCGGCCGCGACCGUCCCUGGAUGACAAGGUGGUGACGGCCUGGAACGGCAUGGGCAUCGGCGCCUUCGCACUCGCCUCCCGAGCGCUGGCGUCGGAACAAAACGUCGAGCGGCUGUUUCCGAGCGAGGGCCGCCCCGCCGCCGCCUACCUCUCCGCCGCCGCCGCCACCGCCGCCUUCGUGCGGCAGCAGCUGUGGGACCCCGCGGCGGGGCGGUUGCGCAGGAGCUACUGCCGCGGGCCGUCGGCGGUGCCGGGCUUUGCUGACGACUACGCCGGCCUCAUCUCGGGGCUGCUGGACCUGUACGAGGCGGGGGGAGGCAGGGAGUGGCUGGAGUGGGCGAUGCAGCUGCAGGAUGCGCAGGACGAGCUGUUCUGGGACCCCGCCUCGGGCGGCUACUACUCCACACCCGACCCCGCCUCGCCGGACGCAGACCCGUCCAUCCGCAUCCGCAUCAAGGACGACUACGACGGCGCGGAGCCCAGUGCCAGUGCGGUGGCGGCCGCCAACCUGAUGCGGCUGGCCGGCCUGGUGCCGGAGCGCCCGCAGCCGGGGGGAGGAGGGGCGGCAGGAGGGGCGGGAGGGGGAGGGGCGCCGCUGCCGUAUGAGGAGGCGGCGGCGCGGACGUUGUCGGCGUUCUCGGGUCGCCUGGCGCAGACGCCUCUGGCGGUGCCUCAGCUGUGCUGUGCCGCCCACCUGUACACCAGGAGGCCGCUGCGGCAGGUGAUUGUGGCGGGCCGGCCUGAUGCCGCCGACACCAGUGCGCUGCUGGACGCGGUGCACGGCCCCUUCUGCCCCGACAAGGUGGUCCUGGUGGUGGACCCCUCCGACCCCGCCGACAUGUCCUGGUGGGCCGCCCGCAACCCGCCCGCCGCCGCCAUGGUGGCGGCGCACUUUGCCCGGCUGCAGCCGCAGCAUGGGCAGCAGCAGCAGCAGCAGGCGCAGGGGCAGGCGCAGGGGCAGCAGCAGCAGGCGCAGCAGCAACAGCCUGGUAGUGCGGGUGGUGACAGUGGCAGUAGCAGCAGUGCCGGGGCCGGGGCCAGUGCGGGUGGCAGCGGCAGUGUCAGUGCGGGUGCGGGUGCGGUGGUGUUCAUCUGCCAGAACUACACCUGCCAGGCGCCCACGUCGGACCCGGCCCGUGUGAGGCAGAUGCUGGAGGCGGCGCAGGCGCCGCCCAGCGCCGCGCAGCUGCAGCAAUUUACCCUGGGCGGCAAGCUGUGAGUGUGCGUGUGUGUAUGUGUAUGUGUGUGCGAGCACGUAUGUGUGUGUGUGAGGCGGGUGUGUUUGGGGUUGUGGGCGCGAGGGUGCGAGGGCGUGAUGUGACGUGAUGGCGGCGGGUGUAAUGCUACCCGGCGUCAAGGUGAAGCCGAGAGGAAGCCCCAGGCCGAGGCCGCGCGCUCCAUUCCUGCAAUCAAUCCUGCAUGCGCGCGACUCGAGCGGCGCGGGUGCAGCUGCGAGCGCUGAGCGUUGAGUGUUGUGUAGGGUUGUGUAGGGUUGUGUAGGGUUGUGCAGAGAGCGUGCUGGAGGCAAGUUGGGUUGCAGGUCUUGGGUUUCAUUGAUUGCACAUUUGUUGGUCAUAUGUUGGUUGGGAAAUGCCGGCUACGCACGCAACGACUGCUGGCCUGCGGGGCUCAGGGGGGUUGGAUGCCGCACACGAGCAUGUGUGUAUGUGUGUGCAUGUAUUCGUGUGUAUGCGAUGGGUCGUGUCGGGCAGGGCAGGCCUGGGUUGGGGCUUAGGGAUUGCUAGAGUACCGUACUAGGACCAGACUCCAAACCCAAGCAAAAAACGUGCGGCGGGCCUCGGGCUUGGGGGUUGGGUUUGAGGAUGGGGGCGAAGCAUGUGUGUGUAUGCGACACUCUGUGUGCGAGGCGCCAUGCCGGAAGGCUGUGUGCAGCUUCUGCCCUGACUGCGUGGGGUGGCCUUGGGAGUGGUGAGCCCGCAGAGAGGGAGCCGAAUGACGCUCAAUUGGAGCCGCGCCGCCGCAAUGGCGAGCGUGUCGCAAUCAAUUGGGCGGGGGUUUUCGCAAUGAGCCGAUCCGGGGCCGGACCCAGGGGGCGUUGUGCAUCUGUCUACACUUCCGUCAAGAUACUUUCUUUGUAACGAGUUUGGCGA